CCUUGUAUUCCAGAAGAAAGAAUGGCUAUGCUUAAACUGCCAGACACAGAGGGCUCUGUCAGGAAGCCUUGGAGAUAUUCCAACUCCUAUGGCACCGCCCGUGGGAUCCCCCCGAGCAUCUCCUCAAGCCAGUCAGCAGCCAUCCCAGCAAAAAUCACCCAAUCAACUUUCAGGGCCAAGGGCCACAGGUCCUCAGCAGCAACAGAAACCAGCGGGCUCCCAAGUAAGUGGCCCGCUUUCAAAUGUGAAACAGACUGGGCCUCAAACAAAGGGUCUAAGCCAAACUUCCCUUCAAACCAAGGGUUCAACUCAGCCACCCUCUCAAGCUAAGAAUCAAACACAGCCCUCGGCUCAAAGUAAGGUACCCGCUCAACCUAAAGGUCCUAACCAAACACACGCUCAAAGUAAGACCCCACCACAAUCAUCCAACCAAGUGAAGGGCCCAAGUCAGGCCAAAGGGCCGACUCAGACGAAAGGAUCUGCUCAGCCCUCUGCCCAGACUAAGGGCCCUUCGCAUCCCCCUGGUGCAAAGGCUUCCUCCACCCUUGGUAAAGCUGCGGCCAACCAUACUAAGGCCAUCACCUCUUCCAAAACAGUACCUACCCAGUCUAAACCCACAGGUAACAACCAGGCCCGCAAACAGUCGCAAAGCCAGGAGAGGAGUAAAGUCGCAUCUAAAUCUCUUAAAGAAGACAUCAAAGCCUCCCCAAAGAAGGCAUUGUCAGAGACUGUCACUUCACCAAAAGACACGAAGAUAACUGAAGAUGCACAGAAGUCAAGACACCAUGAAGACUACAACAAAUCAAGUACCCAGAGUUUAAGUGACACUGGAUACUCUUCAGAUGGGAUCUCCAGCUCACAAGGAGAAAUCGUUGGUCAGAUCCGGGAGGAGGCCGUCAAGCUGAAUGAAAGAGCUUCUUCAUUCCCCUCAGAAAUUACCAAGCUGGAAAGCUCCAUGAAACCAUUGCUAGAGUCAAAGACUAUGUCAGAUCAGAAGAACAGGCCUCAUUCACUUUCUGUAGGUCAAGGAUGCAGUCCUGAAGAUGAUGCAGCUAAGGAGGAAUCAGAGGAUGACCUUAGUUGUAAGCUUCGGCAUGAUUAUGUGGAAGACAGCAGUGAAAGUGGUCUCUCGCCAUUGCCAGUAAGACAAAAGAAGUCACAUAAAGAUGUUACAGAUGAAGAGUACAUGAGGAGACAGAUUAUGGAGAUGAGUGCUGAUGAGGAAGAAUUGGAAGAAUUUGGAGACCAGAAAACUAAAAAAGCACAUAAAACCACUGGGGAUUUAAACAAAGAUAGAAGACGACUUGCUCACCAGUCAAAUAGUUUUGAAGAUGACACAAAGACAUCAGAGGGUGCAUAUAAGACAAAUGAAGAAGAAGAUGUUGUUAUGGCUGGAGGACUUAGGCGUUUUAAGACUAUCGAGCUGAAUAACACCAACAGCUACAAUCGAGACAUAGAGCUCAGCACUGAGCAUGACCUAAGAGAACCAGAGCUAGAAAUGGAGAGUCUGACUGGUUCUCCAGAAGAGCGUUCCAAGGGAGAAUAUUCAUCCACCCUACCAGCCACCACUCCCAGCUACACCUCUGGAACAUCCCCCACCUCUGUGUCAUCCAUGGAGGAUGACAGUGACAGUAGCCCUAGUCGAAGAGCACGACUUGAAGAAGCAAAGCAGCAGAGAAAGGCGCGACAUCGGUCCCAUGGGCCACUGCUGCCUACUAUUGAGGACUCGUCUGAGGAGGAUGAACUUAGAGAGGAGGAGGAGCUGCUUAGAGAACAAGAGCAAAUGAGGGAUCUAGAACAACAAAGGAUUCGAAGUACUGCCCGAAAAACAAAGAGAGAUAAAGAGGAGCUGCGCGCACAAAGGCGCAGAGAAAGGUCUAAAACCCCUCCCAGUAAUCUUUCUCCUAUUGAGGAUGCGUCACCAACAGAGGAACUAAGACAGGCUGCUGAGAUGGAGGAGCUUCACAGAUCAUCAUGCUCUGAAUACUCACCCUCUAUGGACUCAGAGGCAGAAGGCUUUGAAAUUAUUGGUGGAAAGUUAUACAAAUCGGGGAAUGAAUUUAACCUUCCUACUUUUACAUCACUCUACUCCCCGACAGAGAAGACAACAGGAAUGCCGCCAUCUGACAAAACUUUGAAAAGUGCAGAGGAGGUCUAUGAGGAGAUGAUGAGGAAAGCACAGCUCAUGCAGAAGCAGGGACAAACAAUUAAUCAGCAGAAAAUGGCCUCUCAGUCAGAUGGUGGACAUCGUCUUGAAGCUGGAACUUCUCUAACUCCUGGCUCAAGCCCAACGCAGUCUGCUGCGCCUAUGUCCUUUUCCACAACAGGCAGUGAUCCAAGAAUUGCAGGAAUCCAUGCUGCACAACAUCUGUCAAAAGAGACACAGAACAGAAUGAUGACACAGAGUGCCAAAAUUGAAGGCGUUGUUGGAGUUGCCACAACCAAAGCCCAAACAAGUCAGGCUGCCACAACUCGACAGGCAGGUACCACAGGUCCUGCUGGCAUCAGAGCUGGCUCCCAGAGGCCAGCCCAGGUGGCACCUGACGCCGGAUCAUCCUCCCUGACCUCAAAAAUGUUUUCCCUUUUCAAAGGUCCAAGCCCCCCAGUUUCUCCCUCUGCUUCACCUACACAAAGCCCAACACAUACACCAUCUGCACGACCCACUGGUGGUAGUGGCCGGCAGCUGCCAUCUUUGCCUAGUGGUGCUACAUCAGCACAGGCAUCCCAUGGAGCUCAGGCACCUCAAAGGGCAAUGUCUCCACGUCUUAUGCGACAACAGUCUUCUCAAGAUUCCCCAGUGAUGCCGCUAACACAGGCCUCUGAAACACCUAGUCCAUCCAAGCCAAUUACUGUAAAUUCUUCCACUUCACCAUUGUCAUCACCAACACAGGUCAGUUGCAAAACAUUGUAUAGCUCGCAGCCCACUUCAAUGAGUUCCCCAACAUCUCAACAAAUCCAUCAUUCACAACAACCCCUAAAGCAUUCUUCUCAAAAUAUUGAAAAAUUAAAUGUUGGUAUUAGUGCUGUAACUACAAGUGUGCAAAGUCAUGGCUCUAUGGAAAAUAUAGCUCUAUGUAAAGUAUCAAAUGUUCCAGGCACUUUGAAUAUUGUGGGUCAAAGCCAAAUACUUUCAAGCCCCAGUGUUGUAGAUUUGAGAGCCCCAUUAAGGGCAGCUCCAAUUAUAAUGACAGAUCAGGGUAUGGAUCUAACAUCCCUUGCCACUGACACAAGACGUUACUCUUUAGGAUCAGAGCAGUCAUCUGGUAGACACACAGCAGUGCAGCCUCUUAUUAUGAACCUGAAUGCACAAGAACAACCUUAUGUAUCUAUAUCAACACCGACAACUGUCAGUGUUACAGUAACAGGUUCAAUGUUCAUGUCCCAACCCAAGGCACCAGUUGUGUAUGGAGAUCCUUUGCAAAAUCGUGUGGAUCUGGGACAAGGCGUUGGAUCAGCUGUUUGUUUAACCCAGACUAAGACUCCAAUUACUGACCCAUCUAUUCCCAAAAUUGAUGCCUGCCUGGAAAAUCUUGGUAUACAGCAGCAGCAGCUGCAGUUACAACAGCAGAAGCUCCUGCAGCAGCAGCAGCUUCUUGAGCAGCAGCUCCAGCAGCACCAACAGCAAUCCUCGUUUGCUCGUUACAAUUUAGCGAAUCAAGUGCAGCCUUUACUGAUGAAAAAAGACCUUGUUGUGACCCAGACAAGCACAGCCCAGCCUGUAGUAACUGCUAGUGCCAUACCUAGAAUAUCCCCUUUGGCUCCACCUUCAGUGUCUGGGGCUCCUGCAUCUAGUGCGCCCCAUGAAAUGUAUGGUGGAGUUGCCUUAGAACUAAAAAACAAGCCAACAGUAAUGAACUUAUCGACAGGUAAGCCCCAUGUUAUGAUGGUGCAGCUUGAUGAGAGUAACACAUCACAAGUGGGCACAGUGACUCAGCUGGUAAAGAGAGAGGAGCAGCCCCCUGAACCUCCUCCUCCUCAGGUCUUGGAUCUAACUGGCCAGAUUAAACCAGAAAACCAAGUGGCAUGCUGUGAUGUAGUUUACAAAUUGCCCUUUGCUGGAUCCUGUUCUGGGUCGUUCACUCAUAAGCCAACGGCAGUGUCUUCAGAUAAAAAUCCCACCUCUGAAACCUCUCAAACAACUCAUCAUCCCCACCCACCACACUAUAGUGUUGGCCAACAACAACACCAGCCUCCAGUUACACAAGGAUUAAAAGAGGAACAUAAAUCAUAUCCACCGUCUAUAGUUCCCUCAGGAAAAAUACAGCCCUCCAUGUCUGAUACUAAUCUGCCUUCCAUCAGUGAUAGUAGUCACUACCAGAAUAAUGUCCAAGGGGGUCUGGCAGUAGAUCUUAGCAGCAUGAAUCAGGUUUAUGAUGGUGGAUUCCUUGGCAUGGGAGCACAGUAUGGUUCUUACACUGACUUACGUCACCAGGGAGACCUUGCAGGUCCUUCUUUACCCCUUCGCCGGUAUGGCUCCAUGUCGAAUAUAAAUUCCGACUAUGCCUUAGGUGCACGUGACCUGACAGUUUCACAGGAUUCUAAUUUGGCUCAGUACAGUGCAACCACAGCUAGAGAAAUCAGUCGUAUGUGUGCAGCUCUUAACACUGCGGACCAUUUUGGAAGUCGUUAUGGAAAUAACCCUGAGCUGAUGGCAUAUGGUUCUGGAAGGGGUGGACCUUUAGCAAGGCUAAAUCUCCAGCAAAGUUUGGCAUCAAUAAGAGCUAAUUUACUUUAUGGACCAGAUGGAAGACCAGCAGCAAAUGGUCAAACUUUGACAAAUCUAAUAAAUGCACGACAAGCAAGUAUACGUGCAUUGUACCCCGCUGCUAUGAGAGGUGGUGAUGGCAUGAUAUAUUCCACUAUAAACACUCCCAUAGCCUCAACUUUGCCAAUUACUACACAGCCUGCCCCUGUCCUGCGUCCCAUGCCAAGGGGGAUUUACAGACCUUACCCCACAGGUGUUACUGCUGUACCUUUGGCUAGUCUUACCAGGUUGCCUCAAGUAACUCCCCGGAUGCCCCUAUCCACACAGGGACCAUAUUCUUACCCUUCUCUCAACCAAUAUCCUUCUCCAGCUACACCUUCAGGAAGUGUUCCUGCAGUAAGCAGCUCACACCAGGAAACUCCAGUAUACCUUGGAAAGCCUUUCACAGUAGCUGCACAAACAGCUGCAAACGUUCCACCAACCAAAUCUGCGUCACACUUAGGAGCACAAAAUGUAUCUGUGCCUGGUGUUCAGACUGCAGCAGAUCGGCAAUCAGACCCCACUCAGCAGAGUAUUCCAUCUCUCUCUCCUGCUCAAGGCCAAAUUCCAAACAUCCAACCAAUGCAGUCUCAAAUGCAACCACAGCAGUUACCAACUCAAACUGAGCCUUUAUCUUUGACCCAAACCCAGACUCAAGCUCAACCUAGCAGUCAACCACAGCCAUUGGGUCUACCACAAGGCCAGUCCCAAGUAUCACCACAUGGAACCACCCAAGCACAAAGUCCUAAACUCUCUCCACCUGUGGAUACCCAGAAGGGUAAGGAGGAUGAGAGACUGAGUCAGCAGCAAGAGCACAUGCUCCAGCUAGAGCGAGAACGAGUUGAACUGGAAAACUUACGGCAGUUGCGCCUUCACGAGGAACUUGAAAGGGACCGUAUGGAGCUUCAGCGUCAUAGAGAAAAAGAACAGCUUCUCGUGCAGAGGGAGAUUCAAGAACUGCAGACAAUCAAACAGCAGGUCCUACAGCAACAGCAAACAGAGCGGGAGACACAGCUUAUUAUGCAAAGAGAACAACUGGCCCAGCAGAGAAUGCAACUUGAACAAAUACAGUCUCUUCAGCAGCAGCUUCAGCAGCAGUUAGAGGAGCAGAAAAGACAAAAGACUGCAGCAGUGGAGGCAGCAGCUGCAGCUGCAGCAGCCGAGGCAGCUGCUGCUUCAGCUGCAGCUGCAGCUGCAGCAACAUCUGCCCAGGGUGCUAUACAAGGGGUAGUUGUUGGAGGAGGGGCCCCUCAGGGGUUCAUUAUUUGUGACCAGAGUGGUAGAGUCAUUCAACAAGAUGGACAGAGUGUUCAGUUUUGGCAGGAUGGACAAGUGGUCCAAGCAGUGGUUGCUGCAAGACCUAUUCAGAGCUCUGCCUCUGAGAUGUCUUUAAAGAGCACUGAAAAACAGGUGGAUUCAAAGAUCAUGAAAAAGCAGAAUUCCAUGCCUCGGCUGAGGGAUGGUUCUGAAGAGGACUCUGUUAAACGAAUUACAGACAGUUGUGUACAAACAGAUGAUGAGGAUGGAGAGGAAAGAUUCAUGAACAGGCGUAGGAGAACAAGGCGCAUUGCGGACUGCAGUGUGCAGACUGAUGAGGAAGAUCAGGCAGAAUGGGACCAACAACCAGUGAGGCGCAGACGGUCUCGUAUUCCCAAGCACUCUGAAUCCAGUGGUGAGGCUAAAUCGGAUGGAUCGUCUAAAGUAGCUUCUUCAAGUAUAGCCAUUCAGACCACAAAUGACUCUUCAUGUCAAACAGAGCCAGACCAACUAGGCAGGGUUUCUCCUGCAAUCCACAUUACUAUGGCAGAGACUUCAAAGGUUGACCUACUACAUUACAUUGCAGCUCCUGAAAGAACCCAUAAAGGAGAGAGUCUGGCCUGCCAGACUGAACCAGAGUCUCAUUCUCAGGGAGUAGUCACCCCUCAGCUGAGUGUUCCUACAACGAUCAGUCCAUACUCUACCAGUCUGCAUAUAGUUGGUGGGAGCACAUCUGACCCAGUCUCUCCCAGGCUCCAAGGUGUUGCUAAGUUUGAAAGAAGGAAACCAGACCCUCUAGAAAUUGGCUAUCAACAUCAACCAAGUGAAUCUCUAUCUCGCCAGCCCCCUAAAUCUCCUCAAGUAUUAUACUCCCCAGUGUCUCCUUUGUCUCCUCAUCGCAUGUUGGAGACAACAUUUGCCUCCCAGGAGAGGCUUAACAAGGCCCAUGUUACACCCCAGCAGAAGGCCUUUACAGCUGAAUCCCCCCAACGCCACCAGACGCUGCCAAGACCCAUUAAGAGUGUGCAGCGCUCCAUGUCGGAUCCAAAACCUCUCAGCCCUACGUCAGAGGACCCUGCCAAGAACAGGUUCUCCCCAUAUCAUCAGCAAGCCUUAUCUAACAGUCAGAUGGCCUCCCUGCAGCAGCAGCAGAACUCUCUGAUGAGGAAAGUAAAGAGGACUCUCCCCAGCCCCCCUCCAGAGGAAACUCCACUCCCCAUCGUUACUCCAGCACAAAUGUACAAUUCUCCUGGCAUGCCCCAAAGGGUCCUUCCAAGACCUGCACAGGGAGUCACCAAAGCUGGCCUUUUGAGUGAAUUAAAAGCAGUGGAACAAGAGUCAUCGAAGCUUCGUAAGCAGCAGGCUGAACUCGAGGAAGAGGAGAAAGAGAUCGACGCUAAGCUACGCUACUUGGAGCUGGGCAUCACCCAGCGCAAGGAGACCAUGGUCAAGGAUAGGGAGAGGAGAGAGUUGGCCUACCUUCGCUGUAUGGGUGAUGCCCGGGAUUAUAUGUCAGACAGUGAGCUCAAUAAUCUCAGAAUGGCAGCUGCAACUGGAACCUUUGAUGCAAAUGGUUUGCUGACAAGACCUAGCACUGCACCACUGAGUCAAUUUACCAAUGACCUCAAUGCAACCUCCCAGUAUCCCUCAACUUCAUCUUAUAUGCCCUACCCAUACCCUCAAAGUCUACCAUCAACACAGCAGCCAGUCUCUGCUUACCAACAGAUAGGUUUCCAGCCUCCACAGUAUCCAUCAUCUUCUGCACCCCAGCCUGGGACAUUUCAGCCCCAUCCUCCUCCGGGCCCUGGAUACCAGAAUCAGGGAACUUAUUCUUCCCGCAUGUAUAGCCAGUCGUCCUAUCAGACAGAUAUUGGCUUGCAACAGCAUAGCCAUCAGGGCUUCCAUUCACCUGGUCAGCCUAUGCCAGGGCAGAGCCUUCCUUACCCCAGUCAUAGUUCCUACCAACCAGGCCUUACAUACCAGCCACAAGCAGAGAUUCUUACUGUCCAUCAAAGACCCAGGCAAACUUCUUUGGCAGACCUUGAGCAAAAACUUCCAACUAACUAUGAGGUCAUUAGCAACCCAGCAGUAUCAGUGGCCACGUCAGCUCCCGAUGCAAACUUUGGUUCAGCUUACAGUAAAGCAUAUGGACAAUACCGCCCCCCUGAGCCUGGCCUUACUCACUCUGUUGAAAGCCCCACCUCUGCUUAUGCCACAGAUGGUCUCUAUACUUCCAGCCUGGAGCAGAAUAUUCCAAGGAACUAUGUGAUGAUUGAUGACAUCAGCGAGUUGACAAAAGAAAGCACUGGCCAGCCUACUGAUGCUCUAGGUCAUCCUGUUGGAGGGCGGUAUCGCAAUGAGAACGGCCCUGCCAGAGGAACUGCCUAUGGCAGGCCUGAAGAUGAUCCUGUUGAUGCUUAUGGUAGACCAACAGGUCCAUCUGGUUACCAGAGCACAGUGGACAGUCGCACCAGCACCACAACUAGUGGAGGCUCACCUUAUUACUAUGACGAUUAUAAACACACAUCUCGUUCCAGUAGCCACAAACUUACAUCCAAAAAUCUUGCUCCUGCUGUAGUUUCUUCUAAACGCAGCAAGCACAGGAAGCAGGGAAUGGAACAGAAGAUUUCUAAAUUCUCCCCUAUUGAGGAAGCCCGGGAUGUGGAGUCUGACCUCGCCUCUUACACUAUGACAACAUCUACGGGGGGCUCCUGUACAGUUGUGUCAAGAUCCAAGAAGUUUCAAGAUGAUGGAACCUAUGGGAUUAAGAAAAAUUCUUAUGACCAGCAGAGAUAUUAUGGUACCAGUCGUGAUGGUCUUGAGGAGGAGGAGCGUAUGUACAGCUCUGGAAGGUCCAGGUCCACAGGUUACGGUAUGGACAAGAUUUCCUCGAGAGACGCAGGCCAUCGCAGUAAAUCCUACGAAAGAGAUGCCAUGGAGCGAUCUCAGAGAAGCACCCGCGGUGGAAGACCCCCCAUGCGCAGCCAGAAUUCAGAAGAAGAGAGCCCCCUUAGUCCUGUUGGGAAGCCCGUUGGCAUGGGAAGAGGCUCAGGCAUUUCUGAGUCCCAUGAUGUGAGAAAUCAAUAUGGUUCUAGUCAUUCACUGCCAGAUGUGCAGGACCACCAUAAGAAGGACCUUCCCAGAAGUCAUGUCUAUAAACCAGAUGAUCCUUAUCUUGUUGAUGACAUGCACUGUGCUGUUUCUGACAGUGAAGCAUAUCAUUUGAGCCAAGAGGAGACUGAUUGGUUUGAGAAACCACGGGAGGCCCGCGCUGAUCGCUCAAGACAUCAUGGAAGUGGAAGCCACUCCUCCACUGGAAGGCGCAGUAAACACACCUACCAUGACCAUGAAGAACCUCCAGAGGAAUAUGGUCAACCGGACGAGUACAACCAACAACGCAAUUCCUCCACCACGUCACGAGACCACCGUCACCAUGGCAGCAGCUCUGGAAGACACAGCUCCUCCCGCCACUCUUCAGAAGACCCCAGGUCAUCACGUUCUUCCAGGACACAUUCCAAAGAUCCAUCUGGUCGUGCUGAUAAUAGGAUAUCCUCAUCUACUCAGAGAAGGAGUGGCACAGAAUCCCGCUCUGCCCAUGAAAGCCCCAGAAAUUCAGGAGACUUCUCUCGGGAAUCAGUCUCUGGUCACCACCAUGGCACUGGGGGAAGGGGCCAAAGACCACAAGGAGAUCGCACAGCCACCAGGCGACAAGAUCCCAAUAAACCACAGCAACAGCAGCCCCCUCAAGGCCAUACUGGGCAGCAACAGCGAUCAGGUGGACAGGGACAGUUUGGUAGACAUCCAGGCCCUGAACCGCUUGAUGCUACCCAACAGGGCCAGCAGCAGCAUCAGCCAAGUGCACAACAGCAGCAACAGCAGCCACCACAGCAAGGCCAGAUGCCUCAAAGCAGUCAGCCCACAACAACCACUGCUGCAACUGGACCAGCACUGCAGCAACAGCCCAAAUCUGGACAAGCUUCAUCACAGGGACGCCAGCCUGGAGUGGGAUCUGCUGCAGGGCCACCAGCAGCGGCAGCAAAACUGGAAGCCUCACCUGCGGCAGCCACAGCAGGAGUGAAACCCACCAUAGGAGUCCCAACUCCACCCCAGCCUACCAAAAUAGCCACACCACCUCUAACAGGGAUUGGCUCUAAAGCGGCCCCUGGAGGGGCAGCGGAGCAGGCUGGAAAACUUGGAGAUGCUUUGUCUGGCCUUGGAAAGAAGUUCACCUCAUUCUGGUGAACAAAUGAGGGGUAUGCAGAAAUUAAAUGAGAUGGAUCAGAUUAGUUGCUUUCAUCAAGUUGGAAUCAAAGGAUGCCUUGUCAGCACUGAAUUCCCCAGACAUGGGUACGCGAUUGAGAGCAACAGCCUGAGAAAGAUGAUCCUGAGGAUGACUGAGACCUCAUCAGACCUCUGGUCGAUACUGAGGAUGCAGCAAAGUGGAUAGGUAAAAAGAGCUCUGCUCCUCCUCAUCCUCCUGGGAUCUGAGUCGGUGCAACCUCGCUAACUAACGCGGGUGGAUGUCAUGGGAGAAAUUCUUUGGGUUUGUUCAUGCAUGUAGCCUCCUUGAAAGCUCCAUAAAGAAAGCCUCACUGCGCCCUCUACAGAGAUUUGAAUGCAACGCCACACUUGUCUGAGGAGUGUACAUUGCUCAAGGAUUCUUGAUUCUACAUUGAUGUCUUCAGCGUAUUUUCAUGCAAAAAAAAAGAAAAAAAAAAGAAAAAAGAUAUGGACAGAUUUCAUAGUUUUUCUUGUGCAAAAGAGACUGAUCUAAGCCACAAUGACACCACACAUCCAGAAAAGACUUAGCGUAUCACAGCAAUGACAACUAACCUGGCGAUUCCAUAAAUAUCUUUGAAUGCUUGGUUAUUCUGAUUUCCACGUUACAUUCCAGUAUGGGGAAUCUGGUCCUUUUGUUGAAUGACUUUUUAAUUUCUCGGUCUUUUUGUUUCAGAGUCUACAGAAUGCAUUGUUUAAAUGUGGAUAUGAGAAUGCACGCACAAAUGAAAAAAUAUUUUAAAAAGCCCAUAUUCAUACUUUUUCACUACGUAAUAGACGUCGCUCCUCAUUAGCUGUAGGUCUUAGGAAGAGGGAAUUACUAGCAGCGUGCCCACAAGUGUGAGAUUUUCCGAAAUGAGAGGACCAAAAGAAAGAGUGGCCACGGUUCGUUGAAAGCCACCACAAAGCCAUUGUUAUUCUCAGCCCCAGAGCUUUCUGGGACUUUAUCCUUUUAAUAAUUUGUCUUAUCCUUUAGUUUUUAGUAUUUUUUUUAAUUCUUUUAAUUUUGCCUGAUAUUCAGUGAAUUGAAGAGCCUUAUUCAUUACAUGUUUUUACUUGUAUACCUCAUAUGUUUUAAAACAUCCAUAUCACCAUGAAUUUCUUUUUACACUGUAUAUUAUUGUAUGUACAUAAAACAAAUCAGAGAUUUAAUAUGUAAAUUUAUCAUUUGUGUUUUUAAUUAUUCACUCUCCAUUGUCUUUUUUGUUGUUAUUGUUAUGUGUUUUUUCUUUGGUAAAACAUUUUAUUUUUUAACUUAUAUUUGUUUGAAUCCACAUUUUCUUGCAUCAAAUGAUUUGCUUAUUGAUUUUAAAAAGCAAUAGCAUGCAGAAAAUGGUAUAUAGCACAAUGGUAUAAAUGUUGUUUAAAUCAGUGAUGGGAAAUAUCGAACACUCAAUAAAUAGUUGUUAAACAUUUGUCAAAGGGUUUACAACCACACUACCAUGUACAGACAUGCAUGAAAUGUGCAGAUGCAUAAGAGCAUGCAGACAGGUGCAUCACAAAGCUAGAGAGAGAGAGAGAGAGAGAGA
This is a messenger RNA of Menidia menidia (Atlantic silverside), 11808 nucleotides long. NCBI's taxonomy places the organism in Eukaryota, Metazoa, Chordata, Actinopteri, Atheriniformes, Atherinopsidae. The record is from the annotation of a GenBank genome assembly.